GGCAAGGUCAGAGCUGGAGAGAGGCCGACGGAGCAGUCAUGGAGGGUCAACGCUGGCUGCCACUGGAGGCCAACCCUGAGGUCACCAACCAGUUUCUCAAGCAAUUAGGCCUGCAUCCUAACUGGCAGUUUGUUGAUGUGUACGGGAUGGAGUCUGAACUUCUUAGCAUCAUACCAAGACCAGUGUGCGCAGUGUUACUCCUCUUCCCUAUCACAGAAAAGUAUGAAGUCUUCAGAACAGAAGAGGAAGAAAAGAUAAAAUCUCAAGGACAAGAUGUGACAUCAUCAGUAUAUUUUAUGAAACAAACCAUCAGCAAUGCCUGUGGAACGAUUGGAACGAUUGGACUAAUCCAUGCCAUUGCAAACAACAAAGACAAGGUGCACUUUGAAUCAGGGUCAACAUUGAAAAAGUUCCUGGAGGAGUCUGUAUCAAUGAGCCCUGAAGAGAGAGCCAAAUACCUGGAGAACUAUGACGCUAUUCGAGUUACUCAUGAAACCAGUGCACAUGAAGGUCAGACUGAGGCACCAAGUAUAGAUGAAAAAGUAGAUCUUCAUUUUAUUGCGUUAGUACAUGUAGAUGGGCAUCUCUAUGAAUUAGAUGGAUGGAAACCAUUUCCAAUUAACCAUGGGAAAACUAGCGAUGAGACGUUGUUAGAGGAUGUCAUAAAAGUUUGCAAGAAGUUCAUGGAACGUGACCCUGAUGAGUUAAGAUUUAAUGCAAUUGCUCUCUCGGCAGCAUAGCAUCUUGACAGAAACACCAAAUACUGUAUUAUUUGCAACAAAAGUUAAAUUUCUGAUGCCAUAACUAACUCAAAAUUUUUAAUAUUUUCAUUAACUUGACUAAUUAAACUUUAUGUGGAAACAAACAAACAAACAAACAAGGCAAAAGAAACUGUUGUAGAAGGAAUGUUCUAGUACAAGAAUAGCCCAGCAGUGGUGGUGUAUACCUUUAAUCCCAGUACUCAGGAGACAGAGGCAGGUGGCUCUCCAAGUUCUAGACUAGCCUGGUCUACAAAGCAAGUUCCAGGACAGCCAGCGCUGCAUAGAGAAAUCCUAUCUCGAAAAACAAAAAAUAAACAACAACAACAAACAAACAAAAAAGAAUAAUAAUCUGCCAAAGUCUCUAUGUUAAUAUACUAUGAUACGAAGCCCGGUCUUUCCUG
Mus musculus (house mouse) is the source of this 1162-nucleotide messenger RNA. RefSeq names its product ubiquitin carboxyl-terminal esterase L4 (gene Uchl4). Gene Ontology annotation, biological process: ubiquitin-dependent protein catabolic process; protein deubiquitination. The transcript has a single exon. NCBI's taxonomy places the organism in Eukaryota, Metazoa, Chordata, Mammalia, Rodentia, Muridae. Gene Ontology annotation, molecular function: cysteine-type deubiquitinase activity; deubiquitinase activity. The record is from RefSeq and is marked provisional. Gene Ontology annotation, cellular component: cytoplasm. The coding region runs from base 39 to 740 and encodes 233 amino acids.